This is a messenger RNA of Punica granatum (pomegranate), 1283 nucleotides long. NCBI's taxonomy places the organism in Eukaryota, Viridiplantae, Streptophyta, Magnoliopsida, Myrtales, Lythraceae. The record is from RefSeq and is a predicted model, not a curated record.
UCAACAAAUCCAAGUGAAAAAGAAAAUGAAGAGUCUAAGCUCAAAACUUCUGUAUGUCAUGCUUCUCAUCCUUGUGGCUACCCAGUGGCCUGGCUCUGAAGCUCAGAGCUGCCGUCCUAGUGGCCAAAUCAGGGGCAAGAAGCCUCCUCCAGGGCAAUGCAACACGGGGAACGACUCGGAUUGCUGCAAGGAAGGGAAAAUGUACCCAGUCUACAAGUGCUCGCCAACAGUCUCGGGCAACACCAAGGCCACUCUAACCAUCAACAGCUUUGAGAAGCGCAAGGACGGGGGAGGCCCGUCAGAAUGCGAUAACCAGUACCACUCUGAUGACGUUCCGAUUGUGGCUCUGUCAACGGGGUGGUUCAACCACAGAAGCAGGUGCCAUCGUAACAUUACCAUAAAUGGGAAUGGGAGGAGCGUGAUGGCUAUGGUGGUGGAUGAAUGUGAUUCCACCAUGGGAUGUGAUGAUGACCACGACUAUCAGCCUCCAUGUGCUAACAAUAUCGUCGAUGCAUCUCGCGCUGUGUGGGUUGAAAAGGCAAUGCCCUCUGCCCAGUGGCCUGGCUCUGAAGCUCAGAGCUGCCGUCCUAGUGGCCAAAUCAGGGGCAAGAAGCCUCCUCCAGGGCAAUGCAACACGGGGAACGACUCGGAUUGCUGCAAGGAAGGGAAAAUGUACCCAGUCUACAAGUGCUCGCCAACAGUCUCGGGCAACACCAAGGCCACUCUAACCAUCAACAGCUUUGAGAAGGGCAAGGACGGGGGAGGCCCGUCAGAAUGCGAUAACCAGUACCACUCUGAUGACGUUCCGAUUGUGGCUCUGUCAACGGGGUGGUUCAACCACAGAAGCAGGUGCCAUCGUAACAUUACCAUAAAUGGGAAUGGGAGGAGCGUGUCGGCUAUGGUGGUGGAUGAAUGUGAUUCCACCAUGGGAUGUGAUGACGACCACGACUAUCAGCCUCCAUGCGCUAACAAUAUCGUCGAUGCAUCUCGCGCUGUGUGGGCAGCCCUGGGAGUUCCCCAGGAUAGCGAUGACUGGGGGUGGAUGGACAUUACCUGGUUGGACGCUUGAACCUUUGUCUAGUAUGUAUACAGUUUCCAGUGUGGUUCAUUCAUCUAUGUGAUGAGGUGUGUAUCUACGAUAUUGAUAUUGUGUGGACUUGUAAAGUAUGUACGAUAUGUAAUCAUCAACCCUUAUCUCCGUUUCUACAAAAUAUGAUGCAUUUCAUACUGUUACGAUCAAUUUGAUAUUAUUGUUAAACGGAGAAAUCUAUGAUCUCCUUUCA